Molecule: messenger RNA, 2315 nt
Organism: Hibiscus syriacus
Lineage: Eukaryota; Viridiplantae; Streptophyta; Magnoliopsida; Malvales; Malvaceae
Product: pentatricopeptide repeat-containing protein At2g04860-like
Biological process (GO): RNA modification
Molecular function (GO): protein binding; RNA binding
Source: RefSeq, a predicted model, not a curated record
CAGAGUAUGAGCUUGGGUAAUUCAUUUGGUCUCAAUUUCUUUCACUCAUUACUAAAUUCACAGCUUCAAACUAAAACAGUGAAAUCUUCUUUGCUUGUUUUCCGCCAAUUACUACAAUCGAAUCUAAAGCCAUAUGAUUUCACUUUCUCUCUUCUCAUCAAAGCCUUAGCUUCAUCUUUCUCUGCUUCAAAUUCAUUAAAAUCCAAGCUAGAAGCCAAUCAAAUUCAUACCCAUCUAUUUAAAUCCGGUAUUGUUCAACUUACAUACGUUAGAACGGGUCUUCUGAUCUUUUGUAUUAACUUGGGUUGCAUUCAAAGUGCUCGCUUUCUGUUUGAAGAAAUGCCUGACAGGGAUGUUGUUGCUUGGAACGCUUUGAUUUCAGGGUACUCAAAAAAUGGUUAUGAUUUGUUGGCUUUUAGUCUUUUCAUUGAAAUAGUUAGAGAAGGGUUUAGGCCUGAAGCUAAGACGUUGGUUGGUUUGGUUCCGUUUAGUGGGAGGCUUGAGUUAGUGUUUAAAGGGAAAUCUAUUCAUGGACUUGGAGUUAAAGCCGGGUAAGAUAGGGAUUCCAAGGUGAAAAAUGCGCUUACUUCGAUGUAUGCAAAAUGUGGGGACUUGGAAGGGGCAGAAAUUUUGUUUGGAGAAAUGGUAGAAAGAAAUGUAGUUUCUUGGAAUACUAUGAUUGGUGCUUAUGGACAAAAUGGUUCCUCUGAUGAAGCCAUGGUUUUUUUCAAGAAAAUGAGAGCGCAAGCUGUGGAAGCAAAUUCUGUAACAGUUAUGAGCCUUCUAUCUGCUAAUGCAGAACCUGAAACUAUCCAUUGUUUUGCUAUUAAAACUGGUAUUGUCAACAAUGCUUCUGUAAUUACUUCUUUAGUUUGCGUAUAUUUGAAAUGUGGAGAUAGUGAGUCAGCUGAGUUGCUUCAUAAGUCGUUAUCGCAAGAAAAUUUGGUAUCCUUGACUGCUCUUAUUUCUAGCUAUGCUGAGAAAGGGAACAUGGAUAAGGUGGUAGCAUGCUUUGCUCGGAGUCGGAAACUCAAUAUGGAACUUGAUGCAGUUGCAAUGGUUAGCAUUCUCCAUGGGGUAAAAAAUCCUGCUUACAUUGCUAUCGGGCUUGCUUUUCAUGGUUACGGAAUAAAGACUGGUCUAACCAUACAUUUUUUGGUUGCAAAUGGGCUAAUAAGUAUGUGUUCCAGGUUUAAUGACGUUGAAGCUAUAUUCUCUCUGUUUUUUGAGAUGCAAGAAAAAACAUUAAUCAGUUGGAAUUCAAUAAUAUCCGGCUGUGUGCAGGCUGGAAGAGCUGGUGAUGCCAUGGAGUUAUUUUUUCAAAUGAAGUUGCACGGACAUGUACCAGAUGCCAUAACCAUUGCUAGUAUGCUAUCUGGGUGUUCACGAUUGGGUUAUUUACGUUAUGGUAAAAAGCUUCACAGUUUUAUCCUCAGGAAUAACAUAAAAAUGGAUGAUUUUAUUAGUACUGCUCUUAUAGACAUGUAUGUAAAGUGUGGAAGCAUUGAGCUAGCUGAAAGAGUCUUCUGGGGCAUCAAAGAGCCAUGUUUGGCAACAUGGAAUACAAUGAUUACAGGGUACAGCAUAUCCGGAUUUGAAAACAAAGCACAUAAUCAUUACGCUGAGUUGCAAAAAGGAGGGCGAAAACCUGAUAAAAUCACAUUCUUGGGUGUUUUAGCAGCUUGUAUCCAUGGUGGCAAUGUUGAUAAAGGAAGAAGAUACUUACAGAUAAUGACCGAAGAAUUUGGUAUAUCACCAAGUCUUCAACACUGUGCAAGCAUGGUUACACUCCUUAGCGGUGGUGGCCACUUUGAGGAAUCAUUAUUAUUCAUCGGGAAUAUGGAAUUCGAUCCUGAUUCUGCAGUGUGGGGAGCUUUGCUCGAUGGCUGUUGCAUCCACCAAGAGGUCAAACUUGGGGAAUAUUUAGCCAAGAAAUUGUAUCUCUUGGUUCACACAAAUGGUGGCUUUUAUGUGUUGAUGUCAAAUAUUUAUGCUUCUAAAGGGAUGUAUGAUGUAGUUAGAGUGAGGCAGAUUAUGAAGGACACUGGAGGGGAUGGCUCUUCAGGAGCUAGCCUGAUUGAGUUGACUUCAUAAUCUUGCCAUGCCAGAAGACCCAGGAAUGAUACUAAUAGCCUGUAACCCUAAACCCAUCUCUCAAAACUCCAUCUUGCUCUUUUAUCAAGAUGUUGAACAUUAAUUUAACGGUCAGCAAGAAGAAGAAGAUGGUGAAGAGAGUAACAAGGAGGAAAAUGAGGAAACUUGGUGGGUUUUAAAGGUUGGUAACAGAAUUAAAGUGAAACUUGGGGUGGAAAUGC